UUACAAAUUGUGUAGCAUAAAAUACAUCUCAAAAAGGAGGUGUUGAAGGGUCAAACUUUGACGCCCUCUGUUCUUUUUUCUCUCUCAUCACCACUUCCAUUAAAUUUGAACCCCUUUCUUCAAUUUUCUCUCUCUAAAAAAAACAGUGGAUUUAUUCUGAUUCGUAGUGUUUUUGUGGAAGAAGGGAAGUGGAAGAAAUGCCAAACCAAGAGGAAUUAGCCCUUGUUCUACCAGAAGAAGAAUCAAUGGCGGAGGUGGCUGCCGCCCCAAACAGCCCCUUCCACGAAAUCAACCGCGAAGAGGACGCCGGCGCAGCUUUUGUCCUCGAAUCCAAAGGGAAAUGGUACCAUGCGGGGUUUCAUUUGACGACGGCGAUUGUGGGGCCCACAAUACUGACGCUGCCGUACGCUUUCCGGGGGCUGGGGUGGUGGGUAGGGUUUCUCUGCUUAACGGCUAUGGGGGUUGUGACCUUCUACUCUUACUAUCUCAUGUCUUUGGUGCUGGACCACUGCGAGAAGGCUGGACGCCGCCACAUACGAUUCCGUGAACUCGCUGCCGACGUAUUGGGUUCUGGAUGGAUGUUCUAUUUUGUGAUAUUCAUUCAAACGGCAAUAAAUACCGGCAUCAGUAUCGGAGCUAUUCUGCUUGCAGGGCAAUGCCUCCAGAUCAUGUAUUCUAACCUGUUCGAAAACGGAGCGCUGAAACUAUAUCACUUCAUAGCAAUGGUGACAGUAAUUAUGAUACUUUUGUCUCAAUUUCCGAGCUUCCAUUCCCUCAGGCACAUUAAUUUGGGGUCGCUGGUUCUCAGCUUGGCCUACACUUUUAUCGUGGUCGCCGCUUGCAUUAAUGCAGGCGCCUCAAAAAAUGCACCACCAAGGGACUAUUCUUUAGAAUCUGCAGCUUCGUCGAGGGUAUUCAGCGCAUUCACUUCCAUAUCUAUAAUAGCUUCGAUUUACGGGAAUGGUAUACUACCCGAAAUACAGGCGACACUUGCUCCACCAGCUGCCGGAAAGAUGGUGAAAGGCCUUAUAAUGUGUUACGCAGUAAUUUUCUUGACUUUCUACUCCGCUGCAGUUUCCGGAUAUUGGGUUUUUGGUAAUAAAUCCAAUUCGAAUAUUCUCAAUAGCUUAAUGCCCGACGAGGGCCCCCCCUUGGCCCCCGUAUGGCUUGUGGGCCCCGCAAUUGUAUUCGUUCUCCUCCAACUCUUCGCCAUUGGCCUAGUCUAUUCUCAAGUGGCCUACGAGAUAAUGGAGAGGAAAUCGGCUGAUGCAAGCAAGGGAAUAUUCUCCAAGAGAAACUUGAUUCCGAGGAUAAUUCUCCGCUCGUUAUACGUGAUUGUUUGUGGGUUCUUUGCUGCGAUGCUGCCUUUCUUUGGAGAUAUAAGUGCCGUUGUGGGAGCUAUUGGAUUUAUCCCUCUCGAUUUUGUACUUCCGAUGCUUCUUUAUAACAUAACACAUAAGCCCAAAAAGUCUUCACUCGCAUAUUGGGUCAACAACUCGAUAAUAGUCGUGUUCACGUGUGUCGGUAUCUUGGGGGCAUUUUCGUCAAUUAGGAAGCUGGUUCAAGAUGCUAAAGAGUUCAAGCUUUUUAGCAGUGAUGUGGUUGAUUGAGUGAAUGAACGAAGCUUCUCGAAGUGGGGGCAUUUUUGUCUUUUUUUACACUUGUAAAGUUCGUUAGUACUUUGCAGAAGCAAUCUCGAGAAAAUAUGCAGAGAUGGUUGAUUGAGGUAAGAUAACUAUCGUAUGUUGAUCGAGUGUUUAGCAUCCCGAAUUAUGUGCAACACAUUUGUGUAACAUCUUGUUAUGUUAUAUGCAUGCUAAUGAUGUAUAGAGAAAUUUGCAAUGUGACGAGAAUCGAAAAUUCUUUUUUCAAUGUAUAAUUAAAUACCGUAGAUUCUA
This is a messenger RNA of Erythranthe guttata (spotted monkey flower), 1898 nucleotides long. Its product is annotated as Transmembrane amino acid transporter family protein. NCBI's taxonomy places the organism in Eukaryota, Viridiplantae, Streptophyta, Magnoliopsida, Lamiales, Phrymaceae. The record is from RefSeq and is a predicted model, not a curated record.